UGACACAACACUUAAUGCAUUUAGCAGAAGAAGAAUUAAGUAGUGAAAAGAGAGCAGAAAAAUGGAAGUUAAAGGAGAAGAAAAGAGAAGAUGAAGAAAAAGAAGUUUACUACUCUCUUCUCAACUCUCCAUGUACUGCCUUUCACAAAACUAUUCAAGCCAUAUUGAAAUGUCUUGGUCUUGAGACAUCAUCAAUAUCACCAUCAUCAUCAUCAUCAUCAUCAAAAGAAGACCAUGGAACUGAAAUCGUUCAAGAGACAGGAUUUAUGGCGAUGGUAACAAGACUGGUAAGAAGGAGACCAAGGCCAGCUUACAGCUCAGGACGCCCUGGUCAAAUCGACUGAUUAUGAUUAAAGACUUGUGUCUUUGUGUUUGUAUGUCUUCAUGUUUAAACUCACUUAUUAUGGGGUCUUAAUGUCCUCAGGCCGUCUCCAUGGCAUCGCAGUCUCAGUAGAAAGUAUCUAAUCCAAGAAAAUAAUAAAAAUAAAGAAGUUUCGAGUUUAAGCAGGUUUUGAUUUCAUCAUCGUAUAUACAAGAAGAAAAAAGACUUAGAGACC
This is a messenger RNA of Brassica oleracea var. oleracea, 557 nucleotides long. Its product is annotated as elicitor peptide 6-like. Bases 15 to 344 code for a protein of 109 amino acids. The record is from RefSeq and is a predicted model, not a curated record. Gene Ontology annotation, biological process: innate immune response. NCBI's taxonomy places the organism in Eukaryota, Viridiplantae, Streptophyta, Magnoliopsida, Brassicales, Brassicaceae. The transcript is spliced from 2 exons.